Messenger RNA from Rhizoctonia solani, 1881 nucleotides. Its product is annotated as sulfate anion transporter. Gene Ontology annotation, cellular component: membrane. Gene Ontology annotation, biological process: transmembrane transport. Gene Ontology annotation, molecular function: sulfate transmembrane transporter activity. The record is from RefSeq and is a predicted model, not a curated record. Bases 1 to 1881 code for a protein of 626 amino acids. The transcript has 15 exons. Lineage: Eukaryota; Fungi; Basidiomycota; Agaricomycetes; Cantharellales; Ceratobasidiaceae.
AUGGCUCAACGUUCUCAUGGGCGUGAUUUUGAUACACCUGGUCAGAGCGAAUCAGCAUCGUUAGUAGAAGGGGAGCGCGCUCCGCUGCUGGCUCCCGAUGACCUCGAACGCGGGGGAUCUGUUCAGUACCGCUAUGGCACCCCUACUGAGGGGUUGAGAGAGCGGGGAAAAGCGACCCUUCUUCAGCAAGCUGUGAAUGUGAAGUCGAGUUACCUGGGGGGGCACCAACGUGAACCAACAAGUACAUGGGGUGUCUUCAAGAUGCGUAGCAAGUACUAUGUACCAGCCCUCGAUUGGUUGCCCAAUUAUUCUUUUUCACUCUUCUGGGGCGAUUUUGCAGCAGGCCUGACUGUAGCAUCACUCGUCAUCCCUAUGUCAAUGUCAUAUGCCUCUGGUCUUGCUCGACUCGAUCCUUUGGCAGGUCUUAUUUCGGCUGCUGUCCCAGGACUCAUAUACGCAUUGUUCGGAAGCUCUCGACAGUUAAGUGUUGGUCCUGAAGCGGCUCUCUCUCUGCUCGUAGGGCAAGCAGUAACCCAAGUAUUGCAUGGAGACCCACUGCCAAAGUUCCCAUUCUGUGGGACUUGCUGUAUCAACGAUGAUCACUUUCCAAGGCUCCUCCGCCUGGGAUUCAUUGACGUUGUCCUUAGUCGGGCAUUGCUACGAGGAUUCGUCACGGCCGUGGCAGUGUGCCGGGCAGUGAAACGGCGGUUGGCGAAACGUGAGGGCUGGCGCUGGGUUAAAUUCAUCCCCGAAGUGUUUUUGGCCGUAGUCAUUGCGACAGCGUUGUGCGACAAGUUUGAUUGGGACCUUCAAGGGGUUGACAUUCUUGGUUCAGCCUCGAUCAAGAAAGGAGCCAAGCUGUUUGAUUUCCCAGUCAAGCAUGCGAAUCUCAAGUUCCUCAAAGCGACUACUAGCACAGCCGUCUUGAUUUCUGUGGUAGGCUACCUGGACAGUGUCGUAGCAGCUAAACAGAACGCCGCACGUUUUGGGUAUUCGAUCAGCCCCAACCGGGAGCUUGUUGCGCUCGGUGCUGGAAACUUGGUCUCCUCAUUUUUCCCUGGAACUUUACCGGCAUAUGGUGCGAUCACCCGUUCGCGACUCAACGCCGACAUCGGUGGACGUACCCAAAUGGCUUCGAUCUUGAACUCCUGCUUCGUCAUCCUGGCAGUCUUCUUCCUGCUUCCUGCUUUAUACUAUCUUCCUCGCUGUGUGCUUGCGUCCAUUGUGUGCUUGGUUGUCUAUGGGCUGCUGGCGGAGGCUCCAGAGGACGUCGGCUUCUACAUCAAGAUGAGAAGCUGGGUCGAUCUCGCUCUGAUGUUUGUCACCUUUGCGUUCACUCUAUUCUGGAGUGUCGAAGUUGGGGUUGUUGUGAGCGUAACGGUUUCCUUGCUGCUCGUAGUGCACAAGAGCAGCAAAGCUCAUAUCAAGAUUUUGGGUCGGGUUCCUGGGACUGAUAGGUGGAGUGCUAUCGACGAGGAUCCUGACGCGAUCGAAGAUGUACCAGGACUGUUGAUCGUCCGGAUACGCGAGUCGCUCGACUUUGCCAAUACCGGUCAACUCAAAGAGCGUCUCCGUCGCCUAGAACUCUACGGACCGACCAAAGCUCACCCGUCAGAAGCCCCUAGACGAAACAACGCCUCAGUCGUGGUCUUCCAUAUGUCCGACGUUGAAACAAUCGACGCAUCCGCUGUCCAUAUCUUCAAAGAACUGGUCGAGCAGUAUCGUGAACGCGGGGUUCGUACGUUCUUCGCCCACUUGAGGCAAGAACAGAGGGAGAAGUUUGAAAAGGCCGAGAUUAUAGAAAUCGUUGGAGAAGAGCAUAUCACAGAGACUGUGGCCGAUGCUAUGGCUGUGAUCGAGAGAGAGAACAACUCCAGUUAG